Messenger RNA from Punica granatum (pomegranate), 1823 nucleotides. The record is from RefSeq and is a predicted model, not a curated record. NCBI's taxonomy places the organism in Eukaryota, Viridiplantae, Streptophyta, Magnoliopsida, Myrtales, Lythraceae.
UGCCCUCUCUUUCAGUCAUCUCUUGCUCUCUCCAAGACCAACCUAUAGAUUUUCCCUUCAAACCCCAGAUACUGUGAAAUGGCUAGAGAGCAAAGUCGGUACGGUGUGAUCAGCUCUCGGGUUGCCAUUAUCGGGGCAGGAGUGAGCGGUUUAGCUGCUGCCAAGCAGCUUUCCCACCUCAACCCGAUAGUUUUUGAGGCUACGGACUCAAUUGGAGGUGUCUGGCGACACUAUUCCUACGAAUCCACCAGACUCCAGUCCCUCCGAUGUGACUAUGAGUUCUCGGAUUUCCCCUGGCUUGACAGGGAUAACUCGAGCUUCCCUUCCCACACCGAGAUUAUUGAUUACUUGACUGCUUAUGCUAAGAAUUUCAAUUUGUUGAAGAACAUCAAGUUUAAUUCCAAGGUGAUGGAGAUUCGGUUUGUCGGCGACGGGAAGCCGACCGAUAACUUGGCAGAGUUCGGGAACCUGUUGCCGGGGAAGCCAGUUUGGGAGAUUGCCGUGCAAACUGACAGCUCAGGGACCAUCCAGUGGUACUCUUUCGAAUUCGUCGUAACCUGUAUCGGGAAGUACGGUGAUAUACCGAAAAUCCCAGCAUUUCCAUGCAACAAGGGACCAGAGGUAUUCGAGGGAAAAGUCUUGCACACCACUGAUUACUCGAAACUUGACAAGGAGGCUACUACUGAGCUGCUCAAGGAAAAAAAGGUUGUGGUGAUUGGCUUCAAAAAAUCAGCCAUUGAUUUGGCAUUGGAAUGUGCUGAGGCUAAUAAAGGACCAAAGGGUCAACCGUGUACUAUGAUAGUUAGGACACUGCACUGGACUGUUCCACACUAUUGGAUUUGGGGGUUACCCUUCUUCUUGUUCUAUUCCACAAGGUCUUCUCAGUUCCUCCAUGAAAGGCCCAACCAGAGCCUCCUUAGGGCCUUCCUCUGCUUCCUCCUGUUUCCGAUGAGGCGGGCGAUAUCAAAGUUCAUCGAGUCCUACUUGCUUUGGAAGCUUCCACUGGAGAAGUAUGGGUUGAGACCAGAACACCCAUUCGAGGAGGACUAUGCGUCCUGUCAAAUGGCGAUAAUGCCGGAGGAGUUCUUCCCACAAGCGGACCAGGGAAAGAUAGUGUUCAAGAGGCCUUCAAGAUGGUGGUUUUGGAAAAAUGGGGUGGAGUUUGAAGACGGCACGAGGUUGAAGGCAGAUGUCGUGAUCUUUGCCACUGGCUAUGACGGGAAGAAGAAGCUCAGGAUGAUACUGCCGGACCCUUUUAGGAGCUUGAUGGAGUUUCCUUCCGGUAUCAUGCCCUUAUACAGGGGAACGAUCCAUCCGUUGAUCCCGAACAUGGCCUUUUUGGGCUACGUGGAGAGCGUCUCGGCCCUCCACUCCUCUGAGCUCCGAAGCAAGUGGCUAGCUCGGCUGCUGGGUGAGAAGUUCAAGCUCCCAAGUGUGGAGAAGAUGCUCGAGCAGACGACUAAUGAGAUCCAAAUCAUGAAGAGGACAACAAGGUUCUACAAGAAGCACUGCAUCUCGACUUUCAGCAUCAACCAUGAUGACGAGAUAUGCGAGGAGAUGGGUUGGACCUCUUGGAGGAAGAAGAAUUGGGUGUUGGAGGCUUUUAGCCCUUAUACUAGUCAGGACUACAAGGAAGAAAGGGAAGCAGAAUACAAAAAGAAAAAGUAACUAUAGCCACACAUUCUACGGUUCAUCUUUGCUCUUCCAUGCCUGGAUUUGAAUUCCUUUUAUUUUAUCGUAUCGUAUCUUAUAGAUGAAAUAAAUUUUUAUAAUGUAUUGAUUUUGGAUGGAAGAAGGUGCUAAAAUAAAUGAAAAGCCACGCC